This is a messenger RNA of Aspergillus pseudoviridinutans, 1122 nucleotides long. RefSeq lists its product as uncharacterized. Lineage: Eukaryota; Fungi; Ascomycota; Eurotiomycetes; Eurotiales; Aspergillaceae. The transcript has a single exon. The record is from RefSeq and is a predicted model, not a curated record. Bases 1 to 1122 code for a protein of 373 amino acids.
AUGACCCGACUUCUGGGCUUCUUCACAGCGCUAUACAUACUCUGCUCUCUCCCAGGAAUAUCUGCCUGGACCUUCAUUUGGAGAAACGUCAGCGACACCCCGACUGUCGAAGAAGGCACUGGCGCACAGCCCUGCAAGGCAAUCGACCAUGCAAAAGGCAAGUAUUUCAAAUUCGACGCCGGGGACAGUCUAGUGCGGAUCUACCUGUACGGCUCAUCCAGUUGCACGGAUGGACCUAGCUGGACAGCUGAAGAUUCUCUCGCAAAGAACUCGAGUAGUCCGAUACGGGCGUUCGCGGUCAUUGACCUAAGAGGCGCGAAUACGAGCACUAGUAGCGAGCUCGAGCCUUUCCCUGGGAACGACUGGUUCAAGUCAUCUCCUAACAGCCCGAUUGUGACUGCCAUGGGAAAGCGACUGGUGGCGGAAGGCUGUGGGAAGUACAAAGACGGUCCGGGACCCCAGUGGACUGAGGCGGACCAGCUAUCUUAUCAGUGUUGGCAAAAGAAGCUUGGCUACACUGCUGCGGACGCCGAUGGGUGGCCCGGGAAGACGAGUUGGGAUCAGCUCAAGGUGCCUCUAACGCAGAGAACGGCGUCUUCUACAACUGCGGAGACACCGUCGAAUACGAGAACGGAGACGCCGUCGAAUACGAGAACGGAGGCGCCGUCGAAUACGAGUACGGGUACACCUACAGGUAUGUUUGCUUCGGAUACGACUGCCUCCACGAGGUCAUCACUUGGCCCGGGGGAAAUAGCUGGGGUAGUGGUGGGCUCUGUGGUCGGGCUAGGACUCAUCUCGGCGAUAAUCUAUCUCGCGCGGCUGAUAGGGCGUCGAUCUGCGCUGGGGUCCAAAGAGGAGGAGACAGAGCGAAAGCAAGAGCGUGGUGGCGAUGAUAGUGAAGAUCAUGAUGUCGAUGAUGCUGCAGUAGCAGAAGAAGCAAAGUCAGUGGAGAAAUUACCUCCAGAGGCUGAGGCCAUUCCAGCAAAAGACCCGCCGAAGUACUUUGCCGAGCUUCCAGGAGAUACGGCGACAGCAGAGUUGAGUGACAGUCGAAGGAUCUUUGAGCUGGGAGACGGUCGAACAUACGAUCAAAUUAUGUGGUCGCCUGUUAGUAGCAAGUAG